CCGGCGGCCGCAGCGCUGCCCGCUCCCGGCGGCGGCGGAGCGAGCGCGCACACGUGACGCGGCGCUCGGUGCUCCUACACCGCCGCGCACACACACACACACACACAUACACAUACACACGCUCACACACACGCACACCCGGCGCUGCCCUCGGCUCCUCCGGCCGCGUUCUCCGCCUCCCGCUCCCGUCCGCACUCGUCCGCCGGCCGCGCAGGGCGAAGCGCGCUCCGAGGCGGCAGCACCGGCACCGGCGGCGGCGACCGCGAAAGAGGCGGCGAGAGUUCGCGUGCACCGGCUGCUGCGUGCCCGCCCGGCGAGCGGUGCGCCCGGAGAAUGGCCGGCUGCGGGCUGUCUGAAGACGCGUUCUUCUCCUCCUUCUUUUACAACUACACCGCCUCCUGGGAGACCUCCUACAACCAGUGUGCUGCCUUGGUUGGCGAAGACCAGCCUCUCUGCCCAGACCUCCCAGAACUUGACCUCUCCGAACUAGACGUGAACGACCUGGAUGCAGACAGCUUCCUGGGGGGGCUCAAGUGGUACAGUGACCAGUCUGAGGUCAUCUCCAACCAGUACAGCAAUGAGCCUGCCAACAUCUUUGAGAAAAUAGAUGAAGAGAAUGAGGCAAACUUGCUAGCGGUUCUCACUGAGACACUGGACAGCAUCCCUGUGGAUGAGGAUGGAUUGCCUUCAUUUGAUGCACUGACAGAUGGAGAUGUGACCAAUGAACAUGACGCCAGCCCUUCCCCGAUGCCCGAUGGCACCCCUCCGCCCCAGGAGGCAGAAGAGCCGUCUCUACUCAAGAAGCUCUUGCUGGCUCCAGCCAACACUCAGCUAAAUUACAAUGAAUGCAGUGGUCUCAGCACACAAAACCAUGCAAACACAAAUCACAGGAUCAGAACAAGCCCUGUGGUUGUUAAGACUGAGAAUUCGUGGAGCAAUAAAGCGAAGAGCAUUUGUCAACAACAAAAGCCACAAAGACGUCCCUGCUCUGAACUUCUCAAAUAUCUGACUACGAAUGAUGACCCUCCUCAGACCAAACCAGCAGAGAACAGGAACAGCAGCAAAGAGAAAUGCACCUCCAAAAGGAAGCCCCAUCUGCAGUCUCAGACAAAUCAUCUGCAAGCCAAACCAACGAGUUUAUCACUUCCGUUGACGCCUGAGUCUCCAAAUGAUCCCAAGGGUUCCCCAUUUGAGAACAAGACUAUUGAACAAACCUUAAGUGUGGAACUCUCUGGAACUGCAGGCCUAACUCCACCUACAACCCCUCCUCAUAAAGCCAACCAGGAUAAUCCUUUCAGGACUUCACCUAAGCCGAAGUCAUCAUGCAAGACUAUUGCACCACCUUCAAAAAAGCCCCGUUAUAGUGAGUCUUCCAGUUCUCAAGGAAACAACCCAGUCAAGAAGGGUCCAGAACAGACUGAGCUGUAUGCACAGCUUAGCAAGACUACAGCACUGUCCAGUGGACAUGAGGAGAGAAAGACAAAACGGCCCAGUUUGCGGCUGUUUGGUGACCACGACUACUGUCAAUCUGUGAAUUCAAAGUCGGAAAUACACAUUAAAAUAUCCCAGGAACUUCAGGACUCCAGACAACUAGAAUUUAAGGAUUCUUCACCUGGGUGGCAGUGUCAGAUUUGUUCUUCUUUAGAACAAGACCAGUAUAAAGAGACUUUACAGACAAGUAAGCAGGGAUCCCAAGGUAAUAACAGAAAACAGCUCCAAGACCAGGAAAUUCGGGCUGAACUGAAUAAGCAUUUUGGUCACCCCAGCCAAGCUGUUUUUGAUGAAGAAGCAGAUAAGACCUGUGAACUAAGGGACAGUGAUUACAGUAAUGAACAAUUUUCCAAACUACCUAUGUUUAUAAAUUCAGGACUAGCAAUGGAUGGUCUCUUUGAUGACAGUGAAGAUGAAAGUGAUAAACUAUGCUACCCUUGGGAUGGGACACAAGCCUAUUCAUUAUUUGACGUAUCGCCUUCUUGCUCUUCUUUUAACUCUCCAUGCAGAGAUUCAGUAUCUCCACCCAAAUCCUUAUUUUCUCAAAGAUCCCAAAGGACACGCUCUAGAUCAAGGUCCUUUCCUCAACGCAGGUCUUGUUCCCGUUCUCCAUAUUCCCGAUCGAGAUCAAGGUCACCCUGUAGUAGAUCCUCUUCAAGAUCUUGUCACUGUUAUGAGUCCAGCCACUGUAGACACCGAGCACACCGAAGUUCUCCCUCACGUGCAAGAUCGCGAUCCAGAUCACCGUACAGUCGCAGACCCAGAUAUGACAGCUAUGAGGAAUAUCAGCAUGAAAGGCUGAAGAGGGAAGAAUACCGCAAAGAGUAUGAAAAACGGGAAUCUGAAAGGGCCAAACAAAGGGAGAGACAGAGGCAGAAAGCAAUUGAAGAGCGUCGUGUGAUUUAUGUGGGUAAAAUCAGACCUGACACAACCCGAAAAGAACUGAGGGACCGAUUUGAAGUUUUUGGUGAAAUCGAGGAGUGCACAGUAAAUUUGCGGGAUGAUGGAGACAACUAUGGUUUCAUCACCUACCGCUAUACUUGUGAUGCCUUUGCUGCUCUUGAGAAUGGAUACACUUUACGCAGGUCAAAUGAACCUGACUUUGAGCUGUACUUUUGUGGACGCAAGCAGUUUUGCAAGUCUAACUAUGCAGACCUAGAUUCAAACUCAGAUGAUUUUGAUCCUGCUUCCACUAAAAGCAAGUAUGACUCCAUGGAUUUUGAUAGUUUACUUAAAGAGGCACAGCGGAGUCUGCGCAGGUAACAAGUAUCACACCCGAGGAAAAUGGAGGGAUGUUGAAUACCUCACGGACAUCACGUCCUUCAAUAAUGGACAAUUAAAAGUCAUACUUACUUAGGAAUUUCUCCUACUUUACACUCUCUGUUCAAAACCAUGGUUUACAUGAACACAGCUGCUCGAGGAGGGAGGAGGCAGAAAGGCUUUUCAGCAAGCACACACGUGUCCAUGGGUGUCAGCUUUGCUUUCGCGGGUGACCGGUGGCAGGGCAGCCCGCGGUCCUCUCGCGACCGAGGGCAAACCACAUGUCAUGGCAGCAGUUCCACAGAGAUAUACUUACAACGUAGAACUUCAAAAUGUGUACAUAGUGCAUUUUAACACAAUGAAGACAAAAGCAAAGCGAAAAAAAAAAGAACAAAUUUGCGAACUAUGGCUGCUGAUGUCUGGGAAUCAGACACUGCAUAUUUUUUUUUAUUUAAAUGAAGCUUCUUCUCACAACACAGUGAUAAAAUGACAAUCCAGAAGAGACCCCAAGUCCCACAAGCCUGCAGUGU
Messenger RNA from Coturnix japonica (Japanese quail), 3281 nucleotides. It is a transcript of the gene PPARGC1A, whose product is annotated as PPARG coactivator 1 alpha. Gene Ontology annotation, molecular function: RNA binding; transcription factor binding. Lineage: Eukaryota; Metazoa; Chordata; Aves; Galliformes; Phasianidae. Gene Ontology annotation, cellular component: nucleus. The record is from RefSeq and is a predicted model, not a curated record. Gene Ontology annotation, biological process: positive regulation of transcription by RNA polymerase II.